UGUUUCAGAAUGAUUUACAGAAGCCCUGGGAAGCAUGUAACCCACGUGUCUCUUUCUCUUCCUGCCUCUUCUCUUUCCAUUUCGGACCACAUCUACAAACUGAUGAAAAGUGACAGCUACACAUGCUUCCUGCGCUCCAACGUGUACCAGGACCUGCUGAUGGCAAAGAAGAAACCUGAAACGGAGCAGGGCCGACGCACCUCUCUGGAGAAGUUCACUCGCAGUGUGGGCAAGUCGCUGACGGGCAAACGGCUGACGGGCCUCAUGCAGUCAUCCUGACCAGGCUUGGAUGAAGAGUAGGAGGAACCGUACCCAGAAGAGCUGCUUGCCCCUGGGGAGCAGCUGGAAAAAGACCCUGGGGUGUUUGGGUGUGGCUUUGGGAGGCGGAUGAUGGCGCCAAAACGAGCCCAGACUGCCACCAUGUUUGAAACUCACCUCAGAUCUGUUGAAGAGGACUGACAGCAUGCAAUAAGUCACCAGACCUGACACCAGGACAGUGCUGUCACAGUGUAGAGGAAAAAACAAUCUUCUUAGGAGCUUUCUACUCAAAAGCCUGCACCACGCCAGGCUUUGUUGUCACUCUUUGUUUUUCUGUACUAUCUACACACAUGUUGCUAUAUGGUGGCUGGAGAGGCUUUACUUUCAGUGAUAUAAACAUGGAAUGCAAAUGAGACUUAGAUUAAUGCUGUAGCUAGCUGUUUUAUCUCACGUCAUUCCCUAGGAUGAUAUAAGGGAAAGAGAGUGACGAAGUAUACAUAUCCGCACUCUCGAGCUGAACUUCUGCUCAUUCCACACAUUGAUGUUCAAACAGGUGGAGUAGGCAAAUUAGCUUUUUGAUCACUGUCCUUAUGUGGGAUGGCACAAGAUUGAAAACGUGGUUUAGUCGGUUACAAUGUGUGUUUACAUGUCCUUCAAACUAAUGCCUGUUUUCAUGCUCAUUACAGACAAAAACUACAGAACUUUAUAUUAUUUCCUGUAAACACCUUGACCUGCUCUGGUACAGUAGGUUGUUCCUGGAAAGCAACCUAUUUUCGUUUCACAGCUAUGACACACACAACAUAUUCUAUAUCUAUUUCUUAGGUUAUUUAACAUAUCUACAACAAUUCUACUUUCAUGUGUUAUCACUGCCACUGUCAUUUUGAACGAGAAUGUCUUCAAAGCAUUGUACAAACCACGCUGAACAAACAGAGGUGUGAUCUUGUUUUCAUCACAAGGUAAGAGCAGGUUGAUCAUAUUAUAAAAACAUAGUGUGUAACUUUUAAAUGAGCACGCUGAUAGGCUUUAAUCUUCUGAACAUUCCACUUUAGGCGGCCACAACAAGGUUUAUAGUGGACUGACCUCCAACCAUCCUCACCUAAUGUAAAGAGGACCAUGAUAAUAAAUGAGGAAUGCACAAUGAAGCUGGUCUGUUAUUUCAUGUUUUUCCAUUUAAUUCCUCCAGGAGCCUCAAAGGAAUCACGAAAAGGAGCAAAUAGUCGACUUUUGAACUGUGAUCCAUCUGACAGGUACUUCUCUCUUCUUGUAGUCAUAUAGCGCCCUCUUGUGCAUCCCAGAAGUCAAUACAGGAACAUUUAUUUUAGU
Molecule: messenger RNA, 1581 nt
Organism: Trematomus bernacchii (emerald rockcod)
Lineage: Eukaryota; Metazoa; Chordata; Actinopteri; Perciformes; Nototheniidae
Product: regulator of G-protein signaling 6-like
Exons: 3
Coding region: 10-279 (89 amino acids)
Biological process (GO): regulation of G protein-coupled receptor signaling pathway
Source: RefSeq, a predicted model, not a curated record